Molecule: messenger RNA, 429 nt
Organism: Lactuca virosa
Lineage: Eukaryota; Viridiplantae; Streptophyta; Magnoliopsida; Asterales; Asteraceae
Source: the annotation of a GenBank genome assembly
AUGGCUGAACUGUAUCAGUUUAUCAGCAACUCAACAACUAUUGAUCUUGAUAUUAUGUUCCGUUGCCCACAUUAUGUGGAAGUAGAAGGCAUUGAGUUUCAGCCCCUGGACAGAGUGCAGCAUGAAUUACUCUUAGAGAAUGAGGAGGUAGAUUUGCAAACAGACACAUAUUGGGAACAAAAGUUGCCAAGUGAUUACGAAGACAUAAUUAAGAAGUCAAAAAAUUGUGUAGAAUGGACAACAAAGAAGGAACUCUACUCUAUUCUUCGCAAAGGCUGUUAUGGAGCCUAUGAGUAUCUGUUCAAAGGGAAGAACUCCAUAAUUCCAAAACAAGUACUUACGUGUUUAUGGGAAGAAAUGUCAUAUGAUAUCAGCAAUACUGGCUUUGGAACCUACAAGUUUUCGAUGGCAAUGGCGGUCUUUAGCUGA